Messenger RNA from Rhipicephalus microplus (southern cattle tick), 1092 nucleotides. RefSeq lists its product as uncharacterized. Lineage: Eukaryota; Metazoa; Arthropoda; Arachnida; Ixodida; Ixodidae. The record is from RefSeq and is a predicted model, not a curated record.
AGCAGGCAGCGCCGCGGCACCCACACGGGCCACAGCGCCCCACGCAGCAGUCGCCGGCAUUCAUCCAAUUUGGUGCCACCUAGAAGGCUACGGACGACACAUUAGCCAGUGUAUUCUAGGCUCUAUACUCAGGCCCUGCUGAGCGUCAAUUUGCAACUUCUGAAACUUGCUAACCCCCGACUUCUUAGUAGUCAAGGCUGUGUGACACUUUAUCCUUAAUUUUUAUGCAGGAUUGUUGACGUGCUGAAUGUUGAAGAAGCCAUACCAUCUACAGUCUGUGGGGAUGAACGAACUGUUUAUCUUCUGCCAAACAUUCCCCUCUAUGUCAAACUGAGCAUCCACAGACAUCAGCAGGGGCACUAUUUUGGAAAUUGCCCUAGAGUUCUCCAGUGGCUGUAUAAUGACUCGUGCUCCUACAGAAUGUACCCUGGGAAGCUUUAUGAAGAAGCUGCAAGAGCCCUCAUUGCCAAGUUUCCCAAUUUGGCAGACUCCACAGGAACUGGAUAUGCUUUGAACCUCAAUGAUGCUGAGGAUGAAGACAGCAUUGCAGCUCACAUUGCUGGCAUGCAAAAAGAAAUGUUAAAAGCCAGUCCGAACUAUGAAUAUCUCAUGGACUCCAUAUCCAGAACGUAUUCGGAGCGAAGAUUAUGGAUUUCCAAAGAAAUUCCAAGUGUGGCUGAUGUUGUGGAAAAAUAUCCAGCACUUACAACAAGCACCAUUGUAAGCAUUCACAUUCACUUAUUUCCUCAUGGUAUAGACAUCUCUAUAAUGAAAGAAAAUUUACUGGCAGCAGUUGCAACACAAAUAGCAUUGUAUUGGGUUUUUGACAUUGUGUUUGAUCCGAAAGCGAAAAAAUCCCUCGACUUGUUCUACCGCGCUGCUCAAGUUGACAACGGAAAGUGUACUGCUCACUCGUACACAUGCUCUGGCAAUAUCCCGCGUUACGCCAGGGACCUCUCACCAGUGAGUCCGACUGGCAAGAGGCACUCGGGAACCCGAAGCUCCAACAUCAACCAGAGGCAGUUCAGGGGGCCCAAGAACUGCCGGAACGCCACCACGUUCCCGCCUCGACUCGGGCGUCACCUCUGCUAG